AUGAAAGAUUGGAAAACGAGACUGAGCUACUUCCUGCAAAACUCCUCCAACUCUACUAAAAUGAAAUCUCAGAAAGCGGGGAAACAUCGCACCUACUUCAGACCUUCCCCUGAAGAAGCCCAGUUGUGGUCAGAAGCCUUUGAUGAGCUUCUUGCUAAUAAAUAUGGUCUUGCUGCUUUUAGAGCUUUUCUGAAGUCUGAGUUCUGUGAAGAGAACAUCGAGUUCUGGUUGGCCUGUGAAGACUUCAAGAAAACCAAGUCACCCCAGAAGCUGACAUCAAAGGCAAAAAAAAUCUACAACGACUUCAUUGAAAAGGAAGCUCCCAAAGAGAUCAACAUAGACUUCCAAACCAAGAACAUGAUUGCGCAGAAUAUUCAAGAAGCCACACAUACCUGCUUCAGUGCAGCGCAGAAGAGAGUUUACAGCUUAAUGGAGAAUAACUCGUACCCGCGGUUUUUGGAAUCUGAAUUCUAUCAGGAGCUGUGCAAGAAGACGCCCAUCACCAGAGCAGCCCAGGGGACAUGA
Leptosomus discolor (cuckoo roller) is the source of this 525-nucleotide messenger RNA. The record is from RefSeq and is a predicted model, not a curated record. NCBI's taxonomy places the organism in Eukaryota, Metazoa, Chordata, Aves, Leptosomiformes, Leptosomidae.